CACCUGUCUAAAAUUUUGUUGUCAAAUUUGGUCAUGCAACUUGUCAAAAUUAUCAAAUAUUUUUUCAGAUCGUUUCAAUAAUGUUUAGGUUACUGUUUUUAAAAAGUAUUAGAAAUAUUGCCUCUAUUUUCUUAGCGAAAAGACUGCAAUGGCCCAGAAAUACCCUGCACAACUCGUCUAUGGCAAGAGGCAAAAACGUGGUUCAAACAGAACAGCCCCCGAAACCUAACAAGGAAAUAUUUUUCCCACAAUUAGGCCGCGAUGGUAUAAAAGACAAAGUAGCUUUAGUGACUGGGGGCACGGAUGGAAUUGGCUUGCGAUGUGUGAGAGAAUUGCUAAGAACUGGAGCUAGGGGAGUAAUGAUUGCAGACACAAAUGAGACCAAGGGUUUCAAUCGAGUGAUAGAGUUUUCAAAGGAUUAUGGCCAAAAUAGGGUAGCAUUCAUUCAGAUCAACCCGGCUAAUUAUGUUUUGCUUAAAAAUGCGUUUAUUAGCACCAUAAAUUUCUACAAGGGCUUGGACAUUGUUAUUAAUAACAUCAGGUUUAGAGAAAAAAAUUGGGAAGAUCAGGUUGACGAAAACAUUAAAGGGAUCGUCUUAAGUACACAGCUCUGUUUGGAAUUUAUGGGGCGCAAUAAUGGAGGAAAAGGAGGAAUUUUAUUAAACAUAGUUUCUGAAUAUGAAGAAAACAGUGAUUCCUGUCCACUACAUAGUGCUUGUCAAGAUUUUGUUGUCCGCUUUGAUCGAUCAGUGGCAACAUCACAUUUCGAGACUACAAAUGUCAAAGUGCUAACAAUUUGCAAAGCAAGUUUUGAUACGAUUGGAUGCGAUUUAACUACGAUACUAACAAAAGGAACCAACGGUUGUGUUUGGAUGCCUUGCACUUGUCCAUCAGAUUCUUAAUAAUAAUUUGUGUCUAAUUUGUAUAUGAACAAGGUAUUUUUUAAUAAUGACUGUCUUAUCCUCUCAUUUUCCAUUCUG
Tribolium madens (black flour beetle) is the source of this 980-nucleotide messenger RNA. Its product is annotated as 15-hydroxyprostaglandin dehydrogenase [NAD(+)]-like. Bases 81 to 902 code for a protein of 273 amino acids. The transcript is spliced from 6 exons. Gene Ontology annotation, cellular component: cytoplasm. Gene Ontology annotation, molecular function: oxidoreductase activity, acting on the CH-OH group of donors, NAD or NADP as acceptor. The record is from RefSeq and is a predicted model, not a curated record. Lineage: Eukaryota; Metazoa; Arthropoda; Insecta; Coleoptera; Tenebrionidae.